AUGAACGGGGUAUUAACACUAAGUGUAGAAAACCAAUGUGAUGAUAAAACCUGUAGCUGUGUAAAAUCUUCUCCGGAUCCUGGAAUUAUUGCUGAAAAGAAGCCAAACACUCCGGUAACAGGAUUUACCAAAUGCACGCACCAUCUUAAAAGCGGAGGAACCUUUACUCUAAGUGGAAUUCUUAACAAUGGAAACCAGAUAAGAAGAGGAGGAACAAUAAGAAACUCCAUAGAUGGUGUUGAGAGCGUUUCUGUUUACUAUUGGAAUGGAAAUGACAAAGAACCUAUCCUACUUGGAGUUACCACUGGGGGUGGAAGUGGUACAACUACACGUUACUGUAGAAUUAAAGGUAACACACUUUGGGGCAACGGUCAGGUUGAAGGUCUAACUGAGUUAGAGGCUCUAGAUCAACAGAAUUGUCACAAUAAUAAUGCUGUUGUAUUUAACCUACAGAAUCCUACUAAUCCAUCUAUGUUCUAUCACACUGGCAACGUAUCUUAUUGUACAAGAGUAACCAGAAAUAUCACAGAAUCGACGCUUGGACAAGGAUCAACGCCCCCUGGAAGUGAUUAUACCACAAGACUUUACACCAUUAAAGAUGGUGAUCUUAACACAAAAGUUUCCAGAGUUACUUACAACGGUGAACCUACUGAUAUACCUCCUAUUAAUUUUCCGGUCGAUAUGAUAGCACUCUACUCGUAUCCAAGUGCUAUAAACGUGCCUUUAAUGCUUGAGUUUAAAUCAACAAGCAAUGGAACAUCUAGAUGGUUUUAUAGCACGAACCUCAAUGGUACAAAAUGGCUAGAAACUAGUGGUAAUAGUUUCUAUGACUCAUCAGGUACUAUUCCUCAAUCUUCUCUUUCAGAAAAGCUGGAUGAAGUGUUAUGUUCUCAGUAUAGCAAUGUUACCAUAAAUCUUACCAGGACUCACUCUGAGCAAUAUGCCAAGUAUGUUGACACUGGAAAUGAUAGCAAGUAUUGUUGUGGUACUCAUAAAGGCACUGGUAGAAUCUCUAUAAUAUCUGGAGAAAUAAAAGUAAACAGUAUUAAUAAGACUACUUCAUUCUUCAAACAUUCCAUUUCUAGUGGAAACCUUGCUGGUAUCUAUUACAACGGUGGCAAUGGCUCAAGGAAGAGGAAGAAUAUAAAAUUACACGGAUCACAAUUUCCAAUCUCUGUAAAAGCUGUCUACGCUUUUUACUGUGGAGAAGAUGGACCUUCACUCAUUCACGUUGACAGCACUAAUAGUAUGGCCAGAGGUUGGUACAAGAAAGAAGUAGGUACCGAGAUCUGGAGAUGGAAUUCUACACUAAGUGUUAUAAAUUCUGAUGACAUAGAUAAUGGACUUACUUGUGCGAAGUGGAAAAGGCUAAAAAUAGUACUCACAGGAUGUAAUUGUGGUAGUUUACAAGAUUGCUCUGAUAAUUCUGGGACGCGCGAUUCCGAGGAAAAACAGCUUCAACAACAGGAGGAAGAAGAAAUAAGGAAACGAGAAGGGGGUACUACUGCUCUUCCUGCAGGUGCUCCUGGAACCCCGUCAGGUACUAAUGUAGGUAGUGGUAGCAGUAGAUCUGGAUCUUCUAGUAUUAGUUAUAGUCAAUCCUCAUCUCAACCUCCACCUGAAGUAACUAUAGACAUUAAUAACAGAUCGGCAAUCGGACAGUCUAUUUAUGGAGGUAACUCUUCGAAUGUAUACGUAACUCCAAAUUCUACUACUCUCGAUGGUUUCACUGAGUCUACCCAUAAGGCAUAUGGUAGAGAAGGCAAUUAUUUCGCUGUUAAAGAGUUCAAAUAUAAGAAUAAGAUUGUAGAAGGAUUAAAAGGACCUAUGAGUAAAGUUAGUAGUGUCUCAGUAUUCUACUGGACCCAUCUAGAGACUGAGAAACAUAAGGAAAGAAAUAGACCUUUACUGGUAAAAGUUACUCAGCAGAAUCCUACCGGAGGAAUAGUUAAUGAGAUGCACUAUGAGAACAUUAGUACUAAGCCUGAUGAGAAUACUCAGUGGAAGUUGUGGAAAGGAUUUCCUCCAAAACAGGAUGAGCUAAGAGAAAGGCUGACUCUCCUGAAUUGUGAUAUAAACCACGUUGUAAGUAUAAAGGUCAAUCAGACUAAAGGAUUUUAUUGUGGUCAUCUUAAUAGUCAUAAUCCUGGAAGAGUCAAUGUUGAGGGGGUGGAUGAAGGUAGUCUCGGAAACUACAGAGCCUUUGAACACAAACCAACCUCAGGGAGUACAUUCCAUAUAUCUAGAUUCACUAGGGGAACUGCCCCUAUAGCACUUGAUGGUCUGCCUACAUCUGUUCUAGAUGUUAAAAAGGUUCUUGUCUACUUCUGUGGUAGGAGUCCCCUCUUGCUUUACAUAGACUCUAAUGACCCCAAGAAUGCUAAGCAAAAGUGGUUUAAGAAGCCAGAUAAUGGUACUAUUUGGGAGUCAACUAAAGGUUUAGAUGGUAAAGAUGAAAAGAGUUAUACAGACAUAGUAGGAAUUCUUGACGGAUUAAGGAGUAGUUGCGCUCCACCAUCUGCAAUUAUAGACAUUUAUAAGAGAGGGACUUCUACAAAAAUAUUUUAUUCACAUGAUAGUGGGUCUAAUAGGGUUCUUGUAACAGGCGUUAGGGACAGUCCUUAUGGUUUUACUGAGUAUCAGCAUACUAUUUCUGGAAGGACUACCUUUAGUAUCAAGGCUUUCCAACAUAAUGGAAGAUCUAUUGUAAGUGAUUUUAGUGAAAAUAUGAGUAAAGUUACUCGGGUUUGUGUCUUCUAUUGGACCCCUCUGGAGACUACGGUAUAUAGGGACAAGGGUAGACCCCUUCUUUUCAAGGUUGUUACUCAAACCCCUGGUAGACCCACUAUAGAAAUUUAUUAUGAAAAUAAUGGUGAUACGGAUAAUCUGAAGUGGAAGCCCUGGAAUAAUGGAGUCCAGGAUCUGAGCAAGAAACUUCACCUCCUUAACUGCAAACUAAACAACGCAGUGAUCGUAGACGUUAGUCAGAAGUCGGAUAGUGGAAUUUCGAACUAUGAUGCUUGUGAAACAACUGAUAAUGAUAAUCUGGAUAAUUAUCACGGUGAAAGAAUGCAAGUUUCUGAAGAUUCAUCUACUUCUAGUCUUGGAGACUACAAGGUCUAUAAGCACAUUCUAAACAAUGGUGAUAGAAGAAAUUUUCACAUAGUAAAUUUCCAUAAUAAUGGAGUAAAUAUAAACAAAGUAGGAUCUCUACCCAUUCUGGAUGUUGAAGAAGUUAAAGUCUACUUUUGUUCUCUAGAUAAGAAGCCUCUACUCUUGUACUACAAGGUUGGUGAAAGUCAUAACUGGUACAAGAAUGAGAAUCCUAGCAGUACCACUGGAUUGUGGGUAUCUGCAGCAUCCAAAUUAUCCAAUACUGGAUCCACCGACUACAGAGCAAUCAUCUGGGUACUUAACACUAUUAAUAGUCCCUGUGCUCCCAAAGAACCUACUCCUGCUGCUCGAGGCCUUGAUACUGGUCGUGAACUUACUACUGAUUCUCAAACUGAACCUACUGAAGUUCUCUCUACUGCUAAAGAAUCUGAAUCUCCUCCUCCUAAAGCUGAAGCUCGUGCUGAAGCCCGUUCUCCUGCUGCUGGAACUCCUCAAACCUCUACAUUUUGGGAAUCUUAUGACAAAUCUAUCCCUACUGUCCUGACUGGAGUUGGUGUUGUAUCUGGUUCUCUUACUGGAUUUGGUUGGUGGGCAUUUAAACGUUCUAGAGGAGAUCCUUGGGUUAGACAGAUUUGA
Molecule: messenger RNA, 3750 nt
Organism: Theileria equi strain WA
Lineage: Eukaryota; Apicomplexa; Aconoidasida; Piroplasmida; Theileriidae
Exons: 1
Coding region: 1-3750 (1249 amino acids)
Source: RefSeq, a predicted model, not a curated record